Molecule: messenger RNA, 1817 nt
Organism: Lampris incognitus (smalleye Pacific opah)
Lineage: Eukaryota; Metazoa; Chordata; Actinopteri; Lampriformes; Lampridae
Gene: ca15b
Product: carbonic anhydrase XVb
Exons: 9
Coding region: 141-1082 (313 amino acids)
Cellular component (GO): plasma membrane
Molecular function (GO): carbonate dehydratase activity; zinc ion binding
Source: RefSeq, a predicted model, not a curated record
UCGCCAGCUCUCAAAAAUCCCUCCAGGUGGACUAAGUAAACUGAAAAGAGGCGGUUUCAGGUUUUCCGCUUAAGCGCUCGAGCAAAUAAAAAAGGCAGGCGGUGAGGUCGUGCUCAUUAGACUACAGCUCUGUCGCAAAGAUGAAUCGUCCUCUUUUCCUCGCGCUUGUCGCCUGCACCUUCAUCUCGCGCGCCCGCUGUGCCUCAGACGCAGUCGAGUGGUGUUACCAUCUUUCGGACUGCAAUGACCCCAACUGGCCCACCAUCGCGCCGAAAUACUGCAAUGGCUCCCGGCAGUCUCCCAUCAACAUCGUCUCUGCGUCGGCCACAGGGGACUCGGGCCUGACCGCCUUCACCUUCCACAACUACAGCAGCACAGUGGCGCUGACAAAGAUCACCAACACUGGCAAGACAGUCAAAGUCACCCUGGCGAGCGGCGUUCAGGUGUCUGGAGGAAAGCUCUCUGAGGCCUAUGACAGCCUGCAGUUCCACCUCCACUGGGGUAACACCUCUUCCAUGCCUGGAUCGGAGCACACUGUUGAUGGGAAGCGCUACCCCAUGGAGCUACAUAUUGUGAAUUCCAAGUCCUCCUAUAAUGGGAACACUAGCCAGGCCAUCACUGACUCCACGGGACUUGCUGCCCUUGGCUUCUUCAUAGAGGAAAUGUCAGGUAAUGCAACUGCGUCACCUUCAAGCUGGCACACCUUGACAUCCUACCUUGCCAACAUCACAGAAGCUGGUCACUCAGUAAAAAUGACUCCUGGAAUUUCUCUGGAUGACUUGCUGGCCGGGGUGGACCGUACCAGCUACUACCGCUACCUCGGCUCUCUGACCACCCCCACUUGCAACGAAGCUGUGGUCUGGACCGUCUUCAAGGAGCCAAUUAAAGUCAGCAAAGAUUUGAUCGAUCUCUUCAGCUCCACCGUUCGCAUCGGAAACAGCACGUCAGCUCACAUGAUCAACGUGUACCGGAACGUCCAGCCAAGCCAAGCCGUUACAACCCAGCUCAAGAGCACAGCCUCCAAAGCCUCUUACUCCAUUAGCUUCCUAUCCAUCCUGGGAGCAAUCUACAGCAGGAUUUAAGUGAAGUCACGUCUCCUUCAUUAGGGCCAGUGAGAUUUCCCAGUCUCUCACACAAGUACACAAUAGCAGUCCCUGACCAACCUAACGGUCUUAGAUUAUUUGCAUCACCGAACUUCAAUCGCCUUUUGUCACCUUCCUCAUCACACAAGCCUGCCGACUUUGUCGUUGGCUGCUAUGUCAAAGCUACAUUGCAAUCCGAAGGGGUCAUAAACCCACCACAGCAGUCUGGUGAAGGGACGUGUCUCACAAGCUGUCAGCAGUUCGAGAACUGUAGAUGAAAAUAUGUUAACAUCCGUUGUCUAUAUAUACUUGUUUAGAAUCCACUCUGAAACCCCCAUAAUGUUAAAUUGAGUCUUGUUGGCUGGAGUGCAUUCAUCAGGGAAUAAAUCAGAGUAAUAUAACUGGCAUGCAGUCAGAGGUUAUCUCCAGGUUGUGUCGCCUUAUCACUGUGCCGGCAUCAAAUCGGUUCAUUACCGCUUACCUUAUUUUUGUAUUCAUUUAUUGUUUUUCUUCAUGCCCUGCGUUAGACUCUGUGUAGGUCACUGUUCUCAGGUGAAAUGAAGCUCGUUUGAAUCUAUGGAAGUCUAAAUCAUAAAUUUCUGUGCUGUUGGCAUAAUGAAGACCUCAUGUGAGUCACUCAUGGCAUGAUGUUGUCCUAUUUAUUGUCUCUGCCUCAUCUUGCAUGUUAAAACAUUGAUGUUCUGAUGUUGCCAAGUGAAUAUCUUAAAAACGAAA